AUCAAUGAUCAUCCAAUGUUAUGUUCUGUGAUCCUUAACUUCGAAAUCCCAUUAUUUUAAACUUUUAUAUUGUUAUUAUAUUCAACAUGCCUGGAGAAAUAUUAAUACGUUCUGCAUCGAGCAGGGUAAAUACAUGUGUUGCUGUUGAAAGAUCACAACGCCAUCCAGAAAUUUAUACUCCAGGACAAACCAUUACUGAACAGAGUGUUAUAAGGGGUCAUGGCACCUAUGAAGAAGACGGAAUACUUAAAGCUUCUGUAGCUGGUAUUCAAGAGAAAGUAAAUAAUUUAAUUUCUGUACGUCCACUGAAAACAAGAUACAACGGCGAGAUUGGGGAUGUUGUGGUUGGUCGAAUUACAGAAGUUCAACAGAAAAGGUGGAAAGUUAACACAAAUGCACGAUUAGAUUCUGUUUUAUUACUGUCUGGAGUGAAUUUACCAGGGGGGGAAUUGAGGCGACGAUCACAAGAAGAUGAGCAUAUGAUGAGAAAAUAUCUCCAAGAAGGAGAUCUUAUAAGUGCUGAAGUUCAAAGUAUUUUCUCAGAUGGUUCUCUUUCUCUUCAUACAAGAAGUUUCAAAUAUGGCAAGCUUGGGCAAGGAUUUUUAGUUAAGGUAUCCCCAUCUCUUAUUAGAAGAAGUAAAACACAUUUCCAUAAGUUACAAAUAGGAAUAAAUCUAAUUUUGGGAACGAACGGGUUUAUAUGGGUGUAUCCUACAUCAGAUGAAACUGAAGAAAGUGUUGGAGGAUUUAUCCUUAAUAAAGAACAGGUUAUUCCUGAAGAUGUCAGGAUGAUUAUGACUAGAGUAAGGCAGUGCAUUUUAAUAUUGGCUCAGAGUAAAAUUAUGUUAUAUGAUACAAGCAUCUUAUUUGCAUACGAGGAGUCCAUGAAAUAUCCAAUUUCAGAAAUGAUAAUUCCUGAAGCAAUGCUUGAUGUUGCAGUUUUAACACAGCAUCAUUUAAUUGAAGCUGAAAAUGAAUAAAGUCUGAAACUAUUGGUGUUGAUAAAAACUUAUUUCUAUAUAAUGCAUUUUGGGGAAGUUUUCUAAAAAUUAUUAUUAGGAAAUGUAUUUCUACAGCAUUACCAAAAUAAAAAUCCCUUUUUUGA
Molecule: messenger RNA, 1105 nt
Organism: Harmonia axyridis
Lineage: Eukaryota; Metazoa; Arthropoda; Insecta; Coleoptera; Coccinellidae
Product: exosome complex component RRP4
Exons: 5
Coding region: 87-980 (297 amino acids)
Biological process (GO): poly(A)-dependent snoRNA 3'-end processing; exonucleolytic trimming to generate mature 3'-end of 5.8S rRNA from tricistronic rRNA transcript (SSU-rRNA, 5.8S rRNA, LSU-rRNA); nuclear polyadenylation-dependent rRNA catabolic process
Cellular component (GO): cytoplasmic exosome (RNase complex); nuclear exosome (RNase complex)
Molecular function (GO): RNA binding
Source: RefSeq, a predicted model, not a curated record